This is a messenger RNA of Coniophora puteana RWD-64-598 SS2, 591 nucleotides long. RefSeq lists its product as uncharacterized. Lineage: Eukaryota; Fungi; Basidiomycota; Agaricomycetes; Boletales; Coniophoraceae. The transcript is spliced from 3 exons. The coding region runs from base 1 to 591 and encodes 196 amino acids. The record is from RefSeq and is a predicted model, not a curated record.
AUGUCCAUCUACAUGAACUCGAUCCACCCGUCUCUCGUUGGUGCCCGCACUACGCGCUGCUCGAUCUCCGAAGGAACAGGCUACUACGCUCGCGCUGCAAAUGUCCCGACGUGUCCGCCCUUUACUGCUUACUCUCAUGCUGGGCUCGAGCCCGUUUCGAAUAUGGUCGGCGGCGCUUCCCAUUCUAGUGCUAGGCCUAUCACGUUCGACUCGCGUGGUGCGCCGGCCUGUGGACUCGGCGUCCCGAUUUUGACGCUUAUCAAGGACGGUGGGUCUACGCUCGAGGCUGCGACUGACUCUCUUGGGCUGUACGUUGGGAAUGCGAAGGAUAUCAAGCUCGUUCUGAAGUGGAUUGAUAUUCCUUGUGAACACACGGUCGUGAUUGAACACGCUCCUGGCCAAAUGGUCUCCCGCGCUCAGCUGGCUGUCUUCGUCGCGCACAUGGUUUCUUCAUAUGUACAGACUGUAACUCAAGCUGGCGGCUCUAACCGCCUCGCUCAUCUCCUUCGCAAUGAUUCACUUUUACUCUCUGGUCUCUGGAACGUCGCUGGCGACGUUUGGACGGCCGAGGUGCUCAUGAAGACAGCCUAA